UUUAAUCGUCAAGUAUCAUAAACGUAAGCAACAGUCGUUGUCUCUUACGCAAAGGUUUACGUCAAUUGUGUGGGAUUUGCAGCGCUGCGCGACAUCUUCUGUUCAUUUACGGCCACAACAUCUUUCAAUGGGAGUGGUGGGGAAAAAGAACGAAGAAGAAGACAGUGGAAGCAGAAGUUGCCAGCAUGGCGUUUACACUCUAUUCGCUCAUCCAGACUGCUAUUUUGUGCACAAAUGCCAUCGCCGUAUUGCACGAAGAGAGGUUUCUCAGCAAAAGAUCGGGGUUGGACCAAGGAGUGUCAGGUUUUGGAGAUGACCCAGGGAUCAAAGCCCAAGUCCUGAAUCUAAUCCGCUCGGUCCGAACUGUCAUGCGAGUGCCUCUUAUCAUCGUGAACUCGGCCUCCAUCGUGCUGUUAUUGCUCUUCGGCUGACGAGGUUGCAAGAACAACAAACCGCGGGGGCCACGCAGCAAUCUUUCACAUGAACUCGUACUGUUUUUGUUCCUGAGUUGACAUUAAGGUAAACGUGCAUUUCCAAAAACCUGUCAGUGUUAAGUUUGAGCAUAUUUGUUAUGUUACAGGCUCAAAGUAUGAUUUUUUUUUGUCACCGGGCCUUGGAAUAUGAUACUUUUUCAUUGUUAAUAUUAUAUAUUAUGAUGUUACACUAAUAACUAUUGCCUAGGAGACAAAUGCUAAGAUGUGGAUGUUUUGCUGAUAGAUUUGCAUACAUUGACCUCCAUUGGAUUGAUUUCAUUGUAUCUGUUUAUAUCAUCUUGAUGCUAGUACGUUUUUUCUCAGCAUAAACUUCUUUUAAAAAAAAUCACAAUCCAAUCCCUCCCUCUUUCUCUGUUGUAAAUAUUUGAGCUCCACGUUGACCCCCCCUCCGCCCCCGCUGCUCCACUUCCCUAAUAAUCCUCCAUAUGCUGUGAAUUAUAACAGCCAUUCCUGCCCUGUUGAAUAUGUUUAUUAACACUUGUUCUCAUCCUAAAUGCAGCUGCGCUGGAAUUGGAAGCAUAUGUUUUGUUUAAUUUUUUUAUCAGAGGGAUAUUCCUGCAGUGAAAGUCAGUUUAAUCUGUGAUUAGGCUGAAUUACAGGCGAUUUAUUCCUGCAUAUUUGUACUUUGUAGCUCACAAUGUUAUGUCCUAUUCAUAUGUUUUCAUAUUUCCCUUGUUUGUGUCAGUAUGCUGUUCACUUGUGUUUGAAUUGAAAUGAAAUAUCCCCCCUCCCCUUUUUUUGUUUUUAGAAAAAAAGGAUUUUCCACACUUUUAACAUGAGGUGCAGUACCAACAAUAACACACGCAGUACCAGGAAAAACAGAAAAACAUAUUGACCAUGUCGCUGUAUCAUGAAAAGAGGAUUUAUGGCAGAGCUUUCUGGCAUCACGUCGAGAGAAAGGGGUUUUAACUUUUU
Doryrhamphus excisus (bluestripe pipefish) is the source of this 1409-nucleotide messenger RNA. It is a transcript of the gene ier3ip1, whose product is annotated as immediate early response 3 interacting protein 1. Gene Ontology annotation, biological process: endoplasmic reticulum to Golgi vesicle-mediated transport. Lineage: Eukaryota; Metazoa; Chordata; Actinopteri; Syngnathiformes; Syngnathidae. The record is from RefSeq and is a predicted model, not a curated record. Gene Ontology annotation, cellular component: COPII-coated ER to Golgi transport vesicle; Golgi membrane; endoplasmic reticulum membrane.